AUAGCAUAGUUAAUUAAGUCAACAAUCUCUAUUCACUCCCAAACAAUCAUAAACUUUAACAUCAUUCACCACCACCUCCUCCAAGUUCAAUCAAGCUAUUAAAAACAUGGAAAUAAAGAAGUACUUAAGCAAACGGGGCUACAGACGUCUCGACUAUGGCAUGACCACUACCGGCCGACGGAAGAAGAUGCAGACGAUACGGAUGAAAAGUCCACCACGUAGGGAUUGGAGGAUCAGAACAAGUCCAAAGCUAAGAUGGAUGAUAAGAUCACCAUUGAAGUUGCUGACAAAGGUUAAGAAUACUUAUAUGAACAUUAUGUUGAAGUUGGCUGGUAAAGUAGGAGGGGCAUUGAAUACUGAUAAUAAGUUUGGUGUGAAACGGAUUCCAAAUGCUCGUCAAGCGUCUUCUAAAGGUUAUUCUGGUGAUGCAUUUGAGGCUAGACUCAUAUUUGAGAUUUCUAAGACUUUGGUUGCUUCACAUGAACUAUACUCCAUGUAGUAAUUGUUUGUUUCAUCUUGUUUUCUAAAGUUUACUGUAAACUUCCACA
Messenger RNA from Trifolium pratense (red clover), 548 nucleotides. RefSeq lists its product as uncharacterized. The transcript has a single exon. Lineage: Eukaryota; Viridiplantae; Streptophyta; Magnoliopsida; Fabales; Fabaceae. The record is from RefSeq and is a predicted model, not a curated record. Bases 107 to 499 code for a protein of 130 amino acids.